UGCCACGCGCGCGACGCGCGCCGCGCCACCCGCGUGCCUGCCUCCGCCCGUCGAGCAGUGCCGCGCGGGCACUUCUCUAGGGAAACGCUCGCUGCACAGGUUAUGCUGUUAAAGCACCGGCGCUAAAACGGGUGAGUGCCCGCAUUCAAUACUACACUUUUGGUUCAGAAGCGACGUUGAGUGAGCCGUUGAUGAAAAAUCACAACGAUAGCUCGAGUAACACAAGUAGUGAUAGCGAAUCCGAUUUUGAAUUGGGGUUAUCAAGUUCGAGGUUAUUGAGGUCUAGGUUACUAAAAACUAAGUUAAUGAGGUCGAGGUUGGAAGUCUCAGGGUUUAUAAGGUCAACAUCUUCCGUCAUGGGGUCAUUACAGACGGAGCCUUAUAUCCCGAGCUUGUUGCAAAUUAAGCCAAUCGUCCCGAGGUUAUUAAAGAGGAAAACGAAAAGCUUUCCGUGGUUAUUGAAGCCGGAGCCAUACAUCCCGGGGAUAAUUAAGAUGAAAUUAGCAUUAAAGAGAGUUUGCCCGAAUUCAUCAGCACAAUUGGUAGAGUCAAUACGACCCCAAUCGUUAAAGUCGAGGACGCCAAAAAUAAAACAGCGUUACAGAGAACUAUUCGGCUCAUCAUCGUCGAUUUCAUCGAUUUCUCGAUCGAGAUCUCAGUCACCGGUGUCACAACAGUUAACACUGCCCGCGCAGGAACCGCCCGUUUCCCAAAGUAGUUCGCCUGAACCUGGAGAACGAACGCCAGAGCGUUAUCUUAUAAGUAGUGAAGUGUCGCCUUACCCACGAAAGCGAACUCUAUUAACUCGAAAGCAAAUAAUGACGAAACGGAAGUUAAUGAAGCUUUUGGAAAUAGAAAAACUAACUAAAAAUCUUUCGGCUCAGUCCCAAAGGCCUAUUUCUCCGAUGCGUUCGCCAGCUUCUCGUGAGCGUUCUCCCUCAUUAAGGCGUUCACUACCCUCUCGGGAAAAUUCGCUAUCCUCAGGAGACCGAGUAUCCGCUUUGAAUAGUACCCGUUCACAGAAGCGUUCAUUGUCCUCUCCUGAGAUCCAAUCCCCACAGAGGAUUUUACCAUCAUCUACAGAGAGUUUGCUGUCUUCAGGAAAUCAUUCGCCACAUACUCGACAGAGUUCUCUGUCUCCACCGAAGCACGCACCAUCUUCUCGUGGUACUUCGCCAUCUCGAAAGCGUUCGCCGUCCACUCAGGAUCAUCUGCCCUCACGAAAUCGCUCACUAUCUUCACGAGAUCGUACACUACCAUUUAAAAAGCGAACGAUAUCCACUCAAGAAGAUUCGACUUCGUCUCGAAAGCGGUCCCUAUCCUCUCGAGAUCGCUCACCAUCUUCUCAAGAUCGAUCAUUAUCCUCUCGAAAGCGGUCAGUGUCCUCUCGCGAUCGUUUACUAUCCAAUGAGGAUCAUCCUCAAACCUUGAGGGGUUCGGUAUCCUCCCGGAAACGUGUGUUAUCCUCUAGAGAUCAUUUACCAUCUUCUGAAGGCUCGUCACCGCCUUCACGCAAGCGAUCUCCGGUUCCAAAGUAUUCUAAUGAAGGUCAAAAGCUGUCGUCGGUUUCAAAUAUACGAUCAGUUUCGCCCGAAAAUACUUUAGUGUCCCCAGUUAUCCGUCCUCAAUCAGCGGACUCUCAAUCACGAUUGUCACGAAAUCGAUCACCACAGUUACAUACUAGAUCAUCUUUAAGUCCUACACAGAGAUUUUCGUUGAACCCAAAGAAGGCUGAAUCGCGACGGCUUUCAGCACCAACGCUAACGCCAGCCUCACCAAGUUGUAUGUUUAAAAGAAUGUCGUCAUCAUGUCCGCAGCUCUCAUCUAACCAACCAGAAGAACAUGAAUAUUGUUUACUAUCUCCAUCAGAUAUUCCCCUUCCGUCUUUACCUCCACUAUUCUCAGACUGUUUUUCCAAUAUAUACACAAGUGAUCCCCCUCUUCCUCCAGGCUCACCCCCUACGUCAGCAACAAUGCUAGUUUCUCCCAGACAAGUCCCAAAAUAUAGCCCGAGCCUAAAAUCUCCAUCUGCUACUCCCAUUCCAUCUCCAUCUGCUAUUCCCAUUCCAUCUGCUUCUCCUAUUCCAUCUCCAUCUGCUAUUCCCAUUCCAUCUGCUAUUCCCAUUCCAUCUGCUAGUCCCAUUCCAUCUCCAACUACUAGUCCCCUUCCAUCCCCUACUGCAUCAGUCUCACCUAGCCAUUCCCGAAUCUCCAGCCAUGAUACACGGUCUCCGGCUGUUAGUCCCCAUUCUUCCCCCGCUCCGGAAUUUACUAUCGGGCACCGACGUGGUCCUCGGACCCCGGAAGACAGUCCUCGUCAUUCCCCCCAUAGUCCUCGAUCACCUUCGGACAGUCCUGAGACAAGUGAAAUGCCAAAACACAGUCGUGAUUCUCGAUCUUCUUCAAGCUCACCUUCCCUAACACUCCCACCUAGAAAAGACAAUCGUGGUUCACUUACUCCAGUAGGAAGCCCUCCUCUGUCUCCUGUUUCGGCAAGCUCCUCAACCGGACGGAGCCGCGGUCCUCGAACCCCGCCUGGCAGUCCACCUUCCUCUCCCACACGUGCAGUUUCGCCUGAAAUUCAGACACAGCACGAUACUCGGUCCUCGUCAAAUUCACCAUCACCAUCCGAAACCCCAACAUCCCCACCUAGUCAACCCAAUACAGAUAAUUGUAGUCCACGUAAUUCUCCUUUGACCCUUCUUCCGAGUUUCGCGUCUAAACAUCGGCAAAGACACGACCGCAACCCUCAAUCACCUUCGGGCUCACCGUCUCAAUCCGUAACCCCGACAUCCCCACCUAGUCAACCCAAUACAGACAAUAAUAGUCCACGCUCUCUUUCAUGUGGUACUCUUUUGUCUCCUCCUCCGAGUUUCGCGUCUGAACCUCAGCAAAGAUCCAACUGCGACCCUCAAUUCCCUUCGGGCUCACCCUCUCUAUCUGCAACCUCCACAUCCCCUCCUAGUCAACCCAAUUUAGCCAAUAAUAGUCCACGCCCUCAGUUAUGUGGUACUCCUGUAUCUCCUCCUCCGAAUUCCGCGUCUGAACAUCAGCGAAGAGAUGACCACAACCCUGUGUCACCUUCGGGCUCACCAUCUCCAUCGGCAACCCCGACAUCUCCUCCUAGUCAACCCAAUUUAGACAAUAAUAGUCGACGCUCUCAGUCAUGUGGUACUCCUGUGUCUCCUCCUCCGAGUUUAUCCGAAAACCCUCGAUUACCUUUGAGCUCACCAUCUCCAUUUGCAAACCCAACUUCCACACCUAUUCAACCUAAUGAAGACAAUAGUAGUCCACGCCCUCUUUCAUCUGGUAAUCCUUUGUCGCCUCCUCCGAGUUUCGCGUCUGAACAUCGGCAAAGACACAACCGUGACCCUCGAUUACCUUUGGUUUCACUGUCUCCAUCUGCAAUCCCGACAUCCCCACCUAGUCAACCCAAUACAGACAAUAAUAGUCCACGCUCUCUUUCAUGUGGUACUCCUGUGUCUCCUCCUCCGAGUUUAUCCGAAAACCCUCGAUUACCUUUGAGCUCACCAUCUCCAUCUGCAGCCCCGACCUCCACACCUAUUCAACUCAAUGAAGAUAAUAGUAGUCCAGGCCUUCUUUCACGUGGUACUCUUUUGCCUCCGCCUCCGGGUUUCGAGUCUGACCAUCGGCAAAGAUACAACCGUGACGCUCGAUCACCUUCGGGCUCACCGUCUCAAGCCGUAACACCGACAUCCCCACCUAGUCAGCCCAAUACAGACAAUAAUAGUCCACGCUCUCUUUCAUGUGAUACUCUUUUGCCUCCUCCUCCGAGUUUCGCGUCUGAACCUCGGCAAAGGUCCAACUGCGAUCCUCGAACUCCUUCAAGUCUGCCCUCUUCAUCUGUAACCCCGACAUCCCCACUUUGUCAGUCCAAUAUAGACAAUAAUAGUCCACGUCCUCUGUCAUUUGGUACUCCUUCGUCUCCUACACCGAGUUUCGCAUCUGAACAUCUGCAAAGAUAUAACCGCGACCGGCGAUCACGUUCAGGCUCACUGUCUCCAUCUGCCACCUCGACAUCCCCACCUAGUCAGCCUAAUAAAGGCAAUAAUAGUCCACGACCUCUGUCAUUUGGCACUCCAUCGUCUCCUACACCAAGUUUCGCAUCUGAACAUCGACAAAGAUACAACCGCGAUCCUCGAUCCCCCUCAAGCCCGCCUUCUCCAUCUGCAACCCCGACAUCUCCACCUAUACCCACACCAUCGAAGUCAGUGGUUUCGAUAAUCGUAUCUGAGUACCCUCAAAAACACAAACGUCCAUUCCCGUCACGCUCAUCAGCAUUAACUGAAACCCAUGACACAAGAGUUAGUCCUCAACAUCCUUCGGACAUAUCUACUCCAGUCCCGAUGAUCUUGUCUAGAUACUCGCGUAAACACAGGCGUGCAUCACGUACCUCUACGCUCUCAUCAACUGAAAUCAGAACUUUAAACUUUACCAAUCAAAAUGAAACCCACAGAUAUAGUCCUCAAUACCCUUCAGACACAGAACCUACGCCCCCUGCUAUGCUAGUUUUAUCCAGAUUCCCCCAAAAAUAUACCAAGAAAUCUACAUUGCUCUCUAUAAGUCCGUUCGAAUUCGCAGAAUGUUUACCCAGACACAGUUUCAAUACUAGAUCUUCUUCCUGCUCACCAAUCCCAAUUGAAACCCCAGAACAGUUACUCCAGUCGAAUAAUUCAUCUACUUCUGCGGUUAAAAAAUACAAACGCCGUUCUCGGUUCUCUUCGAGCUCACUAUUGCCUACAGAAACCCAAGAACAGUUACCCGAACUCGUCCAAGAACACGGACGUAGUCCUAACUACCCUUCGGACUCAUCAUCUUCUUCCACGUUUGCCGUAAUCCUAUCUGAUUCCUCUCAACAACACAGACCCCAUUCGCGAUCUAAGUACCGCACACCAUCUCCCGCCAAAACCCCAGAAGAGUUGCCCGAACAGAACAGUUCUAACUACCCUUCGGAGACGCCAUCAUCAUCCGCUGUUGGUGUUAUCGUAUCUGGAUGCUCCCCAGAUUACAGACGCCAAUCUCCAUAUAUUUCUCGCUCACCGUCUCCAACCGAAACUCCAGAACAGUUACUAAAACAUUCGGACACACCACCUUCCGCGGUUGCUGUAAUCGUAUCUAAAUACCCUCAAAAAGACAGACGUAGUCCUCAACAGUUUUUGGAUACACCAUCUCCUUCCGAAGUUUCUGUGAUCGUAUCUGAAAACCCUCAAAUACACAGACCGCGUUCUCAGUCCUCUCACUCACCAUCACCAACGGAAACCACAAAACUGUUAUCUACCGACCUUCAAAAAGACAAACCUAGCUUACCUAGCCUUGAACAACCUUUGGAUACACCAUCUCCUUCGGUAAUCUUUUUCAGGCAAUGCGAAACACAUAAACGCGACUCUCGCUCAUCAUCGCGCUCAGAAUCUCCAAACGAAAACCCAGAAUAUUUACCCAGACGCCUCAAAAAACAGCCUGAUCUUCAACAAUCUUCUCACUCACCCUCAUCGUCAAUUCCAGCGACCUCACCAGGAGCCCUCCAGACAAUUAGACGCGAUUCUCAAUCAUUGUCGGGUACACUCGUUUCGUCAGCGAUCUCACCUGGUAUGCUUGAAAGACUCAGGCGUGAUUCUGAAUCUUCGUUAAGUAUAGCAUGUGCAUCUGCAACACCAGCUAUAUCACCCGGACUCUUCCAAAGACACGACUCCCAAUCCCCUUCGGGCACAACUCACGGGUCCUCACCGCCGGCUAUUUCACCUAGACACCUUGAAAGAAUCAGACGCGAUUCUGAAUCACCUUCGAGCACAUUUUAUACGCCUGCACCACAGUCUACCUCAUCCGGAUACCUUAGAAAUGUCAGACGUGAAUCCCAACUUCCUUCUGGCCCGACUAGUAUAUUCGAACCACAGGCUACGUCAACCGGACUUCUUCAAAUAUUCAGAGGCGACUCUCAGUCGUCUUCAGGCACAACUUUUACAUCCAAAACACAAACUAUCUUACCCGGACGUGUUCAAUCCAGACGCGACUCUCAACCCUCUUCGAGUACACCACAGAUGAUCUCACCUGAACAUCCCCAAAUUCUCAGACCCAACUCUCAAUCGUCUUCGAGUACACCACAGGCAAUCUCACCACAGGCAGUCUCCUUUAGGCACCCUGAAAGACUCAGACGCGACUCUGAAUCACCUUCAAGCACACUUAAUAUGUCCACACCACAGGCUACUUCACCUAGACACCUUGAAAGACUCAGACGCGACUCUGAAUCACCUUCGAGCACAGUUUAUACGUCUACACCACAGGCUACCUCACCCGUAAACCUUCGUAGUUUCAGACGUGACUCUCAACCUCCUUCUGACACAUCUUAUGCGUCCGAACUACAGGCAACGCCACCCGGACUUCUUAAGAUACUCAGACGCAACUCUCAACAGUCUUUGGGUACACCAUAUUCAUCCGCACCACAGGCAAUCUCACCUGUACACCUUGAAAGACUCAGACGCGACUCUGAAUUACCUUCGAGCACAUUUAAUACGUCUGCACCACAGUCACCCGAACUUCUUCAAAUCCUUAGACGCGACUCUCAGUCAUCUUUGGGCACGGCUUUUACACCCGGAAGCCUUCAAACAUCCAGACGCGACUCUCAACCCCCUACGGGUACACCCCAUAGAUCCGCACCUCCGGCAAUCUCACCCGAACACCUCGAAAUGCGCAGACGCAACUCUCAAUCUUCUUCAGACAGACCUGAUACGUCCGCACCUUUGGCAAUCUUACCUGAACAGGUGAGAAUCGCGUCUGAUCACUUGGAGGUCCAAAUGAUCAGACGCGAUUCUCAAUCGUCUUCGGGAAGACCAGAUACAUCAGUACCAUCACCAAUCUCACCUGAACACCUCCUAAUGCUUAGGCGUGACUCUCAACCAUCCUCGAGCAGUCCCCGUAUGUCAGCACCACCACCAAUCUCACCUGAAUACCUCCGAAUGCUCAGACGCGACUCUCAACCAUCUUCAAGUAGUCCUUAUACAUCAAAUCCACCGAAAAUCUUACCCGGACGCAUUCAAAUGCAGAGACGCUACUCUCAACCGUCUUCGAGCAGACCCCAUACGUCAGCACCACCACCAAUCUCACCUGAACACCUCCAAAUGCUCAGACGCGACUGUCAGUCAUCAUGGGGUAUACCAGAUACGUCAGUACCACCACCGAUCACACCUGAACAUCUCAUAAUGUCUAGACGUGACUCUCAAUCGUCUUUGGGCAGACCUUAUACGUCCGCACAAUCGACAAUAUCACCCCAAUAUCUCCAAAUGACUAGACGCGACUCUCAACCAUUUUCAGGCAGUCUUCAUACGUCAGAUCCACUGACUAUCUCACCCGAACGCAUUCAAAUGCAAAGACGCAACUCUCAGUCGUAUUCAGGUAGACCAGAUACGUCAGUACCACCACACACUUCACCUGAACACUUCCAAGUGCCUAGACGCGACUUUCAAUCAUCUUCGGGCCGACCUUACACGUCCGUACAAUCGACCAUAUCACCCGAAUACCUCAAAAUGCUCAGACGCGACUCUGAACCAUAUUCAGGCAGUCUUCAUACGUCAGAUCCACUGACUAUCUCACCCGGACGCAUUCAAAUGCAAAGACGCAACUCUCAGUCGUCUUCAGGUAGACCAGAUACGUCAGUACCAUCACAAAUCUCACCUGAAUACCUCCAAAUGCCUAGACGCGACUUUCAAUCCUCUUCGGGUAGACCUGAUACGUCAGCACCGACGACUAUCUCACCCAAACGCCCCCAAAUGCCCACACGCGACUCUCAACCAUCUUCAAAUAGUCCUUUUACAUCAGAUCCACCCAAAAUCUUACCCGGACGCAUUCAAAUGCAGAGACGCUACUCUCAACCGUUUUCAAGCAGACCUCAUACGUCAACACCACCACCAAUCUCACCUGAACACCUCCGAUUGCACAGACGCGACUCUCAACCAUCUUCGGGAAGCCCAGAUACGUCAGUACCAUCAUCAAUCUCACCUGAAUACCUCCAAAUGCUUAGACGAGAAUCUCAGUCGUCUUCGAGUAGACCGCAUACGAUAGCACCACCGACAAUAUCACCUGAACACCUCCAAAUGUUCAGACGCGACUCUCAACCAUCUUCGGGUAGACCUCAUACGUCAGAACAACUGACUAUCUCACCCGGACGCAUUCAAAUGCAGAGACGUUACUCUCAGUCGUCUUCGAGUAGACCAGAUACGUCAGUACCACCACCAAUCACACCUGAACACCUCAUAAUGUCUAGACGAGAUUCUCAAUCAUCUUCGGGUAGACCUUAUACGUCCGCACAAUCGACAAUAUCACCCCAAUAUCUCCAAAUGACUGGACGCGACUUUCAACCAUCUUCAAGCAGCCUUCAUACGUCAGAUCCACUGACUAUCUCACCCGGACGCAUGCAAAUGCAAAGACGCAACUCUCAGUCGUAUUCAGGUAGACCAGAUACGUCAGUACCACCACACACUUCACCUGAACACUUCCAAAUGCCUAGACGCGAGUUUCAGUCAUCUUCGGGCCGACCUUAUACGUCCGCACAAUCGACCAUAUCACCUGAAUACCUCCAAAUGCUCAGACGCGACUCUGAACCAUCUUCAGGUAGCCCUCAUACGUCAGCACCGCCAAAACCACCUGAGCAACUUGUAAUGACUAGAAGCGACUCUCAACCAUCUUCAAAUAGUCCCUACACAUCAGAACCACCGAAAAUCUUACCCGGACGUAUUCAAAUACAGAGACGCUAUUCUCAGUCAUCAUCGGGUAUACCAGAUACGUCAGUACCACCACCAAUCAUACCUGAACACCUCAUAAUGUCUAGACGUGACUCUCAAUCGUCUUUGGGCAGACCAGAUACGUCAGCACCAACGACAGUGUCACCCGAAUAUCUCCAAACAACUAGACGCGACUCUCUACCAUCUUCGGGCAGACCUAAUAUGACAGAGCAACCGACAAUAUUACCCGGACGCCUCCGAAUGACUAGACGCGACUCUCAACCAUCUUCGGGUACACCUCAUACGUCAGAACAACUGACUAUCUCACCCGGACGCAUUCAAAUGCAGAGACGUUACUCUCAUUCGUCUUCGGGAAGACCAGAUACGUCUGUAUCACCACCAAUCUCACCUGAACACCUCCAAAUGUCUAGAGGAGACUCUCAAUCGUCUUUGGGCAGACCAGAUUCGUCAUUACCAACGACAGUGUCAUCCGAAUAUCUCCAAACAACUAGACGCGACUCUCUAUCAUCUUCGGCCAGACCUAAUAUGACAGAACAACCGACAAUACUACCCGGACGCCUCCGAAUGACUAGACGUGACUCUCUACCAUCUUUGGGCAGUUCUCAUACAUCCGUACCAUCGGCUAUAUCACCCNUAUCACCUGAACACCCCCAAAUGCUCAGACGAAACCUUCGAUCCUCGUCUGGCUUGACCUCGGCGACGACCCCAAUGUACCCACCUGGACCGCAACCUCGAAGACGAGACCCGCAGACCCCAUCGGGCUCUCGACCUCAGACCUCAAUACGCUCGAAUUUGAGACCUCGUAAAUAAGUUUUUACAGUCAAGUUCAACAGUGUGCUUAGUUUUUGAAGUGGCUAAAGACGGCGUGUAAAUUGGUAAUGUAAAUUGCUAAUUAAGGUUAGAGUGAGUAGAGAUUUGGGCUUUGUAAGUUGGCAUGAGUAGAUUUAGUACCUACCUUCAGGAAUACACAACACAUUUUUGAACAUGGCCGUAUAACGCGCUAUUUGUAAGCAUAUUUUAACGUCAUUAACCAAAAGUGUUAUUUCCGCCAAAUUUUAGUGCAGCGAUUGAUGAGUUUACUAGUGUUAUAAAGAACAAUCCAUAGAUAUAGCUAUUUAUUUAUAAGUUUAUGACAUUGAUAUUGAAUUCGAUAAAGCAAUAGAUAGGUAGGGUUAUUGUGAGUAUAGUUAGAAGUUAGGUAUAGUUUUCGAUAUUGCGUCAUGUGAUUCUUAAAUCGUGUUUUUCUAGAAUGUAAUAAUAAUGAAUUAAUGAUUUCGCAUUCCGGUGCGAGUUGAUUUAUAUUAAUAUCUAUAUUAUAAUUAAUUGAAUUUCACAAUUUUAUAUGAAAAUUAUAUCAUAGGCAUAAUAAUUUAUAACAAAUACUAUAAUAGUAAAGCACCAUUUUUUCUUCCUAUAAUCAUCAAUAAAAAUCACUAACUAGCUUUCAAUUGUUCUAGUAAUAUUUCUCAGCAAUUUCAUAGACUACUAAAUAUUGAAGACUAUAUAUAAUCAUUAAUUUUAUGACAAUUUGUUGAUUGUGUUUGUAUUACUUAUUACCUAAUUUACUGAAAAACGUUAUUUCGAUUCGGUUUUUCAGCCACUUAGAAUAAACAAUGAUAAAUAAUAAUGGAUUUAGUGGAACCGAUCGUUGCAAGUUAUUUUUUUAUUGAUGAGUAAACUACAUUUCAUAGUCUACACAGUCAUAUUUAAACUUCUCCUAAAUGUCAUUAUUUGUUUUCGCGUACUAAGACGGGUCCAUAAGACAGGCCCAAAUAAGUUAUUGUCCAGGAUGUGUUUUAAAAUUGAUUGACCUUUUAUGAUGAACUUAAAUAUGUAACGAGUCAUAUAUUUUUAAGACUGAAUCUUAUAAAGUUUCGAAAUAUUGAAUUGAGUACUUAAUAUUUAUUUAUUUAUAUUGUGAUAAUUUUGAUACCUACAAUAUUGUCUCAUCAGUCUUCCUCUUUAGUUUCUUUCCAAAUAGAGUUCUAUGGAUACUGUGGCUGUAGUAAAAUUAAUUCUAAUUACAUUUUCUUUUUUUUUUGGCUAGUCUGAAACUACUGCGGGGGUAAUCUUUUGAAGCUGAUAUUUUUUUACUUUUUAUACCACUUCUUCUUUCGUUUAAGUAUUUAAUGCGAGAAGUAACUAAAUUUUUGUCAACCUAUGCAUUACAUAAUCCCGCAUAUUUUCAUAUUAUCAUUGCUAAAUUGCUAGAAUAAACGAAUAUAGUGCAAAUUAGGCUAAGUAGUCCAAAUUACUUGUAGCUAGUUCAAUUUUAAUAUUUAUAAGUAAGUACAUCUCUUGUAUCUUUGUAAUUUUUAAUGUAAUAUUUUUCCAUGUAUUUGUAUAAUGUGAUGUGUGUCUUAAAUUUUAAUGUAUUAAUUGGCAAUAUUGUUAAAAAGUUAUUUUUACAUUGAAUGACUAAAUUGUAUUUGUUAUUAAUUUUAAUGUUAGCCGAUUUUCAAAACUAGAUAAAAAUAACAUAAGAAUAAAAUUGUCAGGACAUUUUUCAUAAAAAAAAAUAAGUAUCUAUAAUGUAAGCAUUAUUUCAAACUCAUUCUUCAUGACUAUAAACAUUUUCAGUCAAUUAAAAAAUCGUUUGGCUCUUUAUUAUUACUGAAUUGUAAUGACCAAAAUCAUAAUUUAGUAUUUUUUAAAAGAUGACCAAGAAAAUGAGCAAAAACUUAAUUUCCACCAUUUAAAAUUUUCUUUUUUUUACAAUUUGUUUUUCUGUAUGGAAAUAGAGACUAAGAUGCGUUUAUAAAUUAAUUUAUUAUGACUAAAUAUCUUUAUAUUUCUAGACUAGACUCCUACAUAAAAUGAAUGUUUCUUGCUCUAAUAAUAAUAUUUCUAGUAGUGUUUUGUAAUUUGUCGUAAGUGUGAUGUGAAGUGAUAAUUUUUUAUUUUAUUUUUAAUAAUGAAUAUCUUACAAAAAAGUGGCUUCGCUGAAAUUCGUAUAGUAAUAAUUAUAUUUUUACUUAUAAUAUGUGCUGAAUGUUUGAGAUAAAUAUAAUUGAAAAAAAAUCAAUAUAAUGUUGUUAAAAAUUUCGAUGUCGUGAAUAUAAAUAUGUAUAUUGUAUACGCCGUGAUUUAAGACGUCUAAAGCCUAUGUCAGCAAACGAAUUGGUAAAAACAUUAACGUGGAUUACUUUCCUCAAAAAAAGAAGAAAACCUACUUGUUAAUAGAAAGCCUUUUUAUCAAUUUCAUUUUACUGUUUUCUGUGGUCGCAACAAACAUAAGCCAGAAUUAUUUUUCAAUAAUGAAAUCGUGAAUGUUUUUACCACCGUCUUGUGAAUCGUGUUUAGGUAAAAGGCAUGACAUUAUUUAAUUGUGACUCUAGUUGCAAGUAAGAAUUGAAAUGGAGAAGAACAAUCCCUGAACGUAACUUAACGUAACUCGAUUCAAUUAGAAGCAUAACUUCAAGUCUCUGAAUCGAGUCUUUGAGCUUAAUUUCAUAAUACGCAUUAAGAAUAAAUAAAUACGAAUAAAUAAGAUGGAAAUUAUGGCAAUUACCUAUUCUUAUUAUUAUUCUUUAUUCUCAUAAUACGCAUUAAAAACUAUUGGAACUUAAUAUACGAACUUGUGAUUGGUAAAAUGUCAACCUUUAGACCAAUUAGAAUCUGGAAUCUUUUUAGAUUCAUAUUCGGCCUAGACCUUUUCAAAAUAAGCUCUGAAUAGGUUCUUGAUAUAAAAUCUGAGAAAAUUAUCUGAACAAUGUUUUAGUUUAUCUGACAGAUAACUUUAUGAUAGGCUCUAUCAGCGAUAGUUGAAAAAGCCCUGAUUAUUGUCGACAUUAUUAUUACCAUCGUAUAAAAUUAUUGUGGUUAUUAAUCACUGCCAAAAUAAUGUCUUCAAUAUUAUUAGCAAUAGUAGACUGUAAACGUAGAUUUUAAUGUGUGUGUUUAAACUAUGAUACAGUACGACUAUAAUAAUUGAUGGGAGUAUACUAUAUAAUAGUGACAACUUUGCAAGAGAGCAGUCAAGUAGCAUCAAUCAAAUAAGGUCCUGAGAUUUGUUGACACACGGUGUAUAUUUCGUUGACACGAAGCGACACAAUUUUUACCAUUGCCGUAUCUACGUGGGACACUAUUUNAUCUAAAAGCGCUGGAACAUUAUUGAUACAACUUACAUUGUCUUAUGACAAUGUUUUUAUAUAGAUUGCGAAUUGUUAACAUUCGUAUUUUGUCUACAGGGCUAUGUGGCUUGACCCGAGUUAAUUAACUUUCUACCUUAUGCGAAAGUACUUGGGUUUCUUGGCGCUACUUGACUGUUCUGUUUCCCACUUCGUCGCCUGCGCAAGCAUGCUGGGAAACAAAACAAACCCUUACAGUGGCGAUGGAUAAAAGCGGUACCAACUCAUAAUGUCUCCUAAAAAAAUCUCCGUUUUUAAGUUCAAAACUCAAAAGAUAAAGUAUCUACUUUUUUUUCCAUCUGAACGAAUGGAGAAAAAAUGUGCUCUUUUUAUACAUCUGGUCUUCAAAGACGUCAACAUCUAUAAAUGAACCUUCGCGUCAAUAUUUCUGCAAUAAUUCAUAAAUAAAUUAAAAUCUAUGGUGCAAUUCUACCUUUGCUAUUUAUGCUGUUCACAUCUAAACUCGUUCUUAAGAAGAAUCUAUACCAAAUUACCCAAAUAGAGAAUUAUUUGCCCAAAUAUUCUUUUAACGAUUCCAAUUUAUAAAGUUCGGUACCACUUUCCUUCGUCGCCAAAUGAACCUAUCAAAGUCGUACGAUGAUAUCUAAUUAAUGACUAUUCUAAUUAUUAGCUGUAAAUGAAAUAAAAAUAC
This is a messenger RNA of Ostrinia furnacalis (Asian corn borer), 13535 nucleotides long. Its product is annotated as mucin-12-like. Lineage: Eukaryota; Metazoa; Arthropoda; Insecta; Lepidoptera; Crambidae. The record is from RefSeq and is a predicted model, not a curated record. The coding region runs from base 192 to 9563 and encodes 3123 amino acids. The transcript has 2 exons.